AUGGUAGCUGCUGGUGGUUCUGGUAAGGACAUACAGGGCAAGAAAAGUGAUGCAAUGCUCCCAGUCAUCUGGUCAUUCGGGCAAAAUAGCGAUUUACAUACAAAAAUGACCAAUAUUAGUAUUUGGAGAAAAAGGUACUCUCUAGAAUCUGAAAGAAAAGGUCAUAGUGCAACUUUAUUACGGCAAAAGUUCAUGAUUGAAGUAUUAUGUAGUAUAGACAAAUUUGACCGCAAUUUGAUUUUUGUGAAUUUACGAAAUUAG
This is a messenger RNA of Thelazia callipaeda (thelaziosis nematode), 261 nucleotides long. The record is from the annotation of a GenBank genome assembly. Lineage: Eukaryota; Metazoa; Nematoda; Chromadorea; Rhabditida; Thelaziidae.